CCUCUCUCCUCUGCUGCCUCAUCGUCUCUGCUCUCAGAGACGUUCAGAGGCAGCGGCUCAGCGGGCGACAGGAUGUCAGCUCCAGCUGACACAGACAGGACGUCUGAAGAGGAGGAGGAGGAAGAAAAAGACGGAGCAGAGACACAGAAACAUCAGACACACACAGAGGAUAUGAAGAGUCAGAGCUGAGGACAGAGACAGAGACAGAGACACUGCAGCAGGGAUACAGCAGGACGUCUGCACCGCUUCAGCUGUUCAUGAAGGUUGGCCAUUCGAGCUGAGCCGAGCCACAAACACACAGGACGAGCUGCAGCAGAGUCGCCAUGAGUCUGGACGAGGACGCUCGCUGGCUGGAGUGGGUCACCAAACAGUUUGAGAGCAUCGCAGGAGACGACAAAGAGAUUGACCUGGACGAGUUUAAGACUGCUCUGAAGGUCAAAGAGUCUUUCUUUGCCGAGCGUUUCUUUGCUCUGUUCGACUCGGACGGCAGCAGCUCCAUCAGUCUGGACGAGCUGCUCAAAGCUCUGGACCUGCUCAUCCACGGCAGCGAGACCGACAAGCUCAGGUUCCUGUUCCAGGUGUACGAUGUCGACGGAAGCGGUUCCAUCGACCCGGACGAGCUGAGAACGGUUCUGAAGUCGUGUCUGCGUGAAAGCGCCAUCUCUCUGCCGGAGGAGAAGCUGGAUGACCUGACGCUGGCUCUGUUCGAGUCGGCCGACAAAGACAACAGCGGCGCCAUCACCUUCGAGGAGCUGAAGGCCGAGUUGGAGACGUUCCCCGAGGUGAUGGAGAACCUCACCAUCAGUGCAGCUAACUGGUUGAAGCCUCCUGAUCUGGAUCAGAAGAAGCGUCAGACUCCUCGGUACCUGACCCGGGCCUACUGGCACAACAACAGCAGGAAGUUGUUGUUCCUGUGCGUCUACGCCUGCCUCAGUCUGCUGCUGUUUGUUGGAGCUGUGCUACAGCACAGCUACGGGGGCGCCUGGUACAUGGUGGCCAAAGGCUGCGGACAGUGCCUCAACUUCAACUGCACCUUCGUCAUGGUGCUGAUGCUGCGUCGCUGUCUAACGUGGCUGAGGGCAACCUGGGUGGUGAGGAUUUUACCUCUGGACCAGAACAUCUUACUGCAUCAGAUCGUAGGCUACGCCAUCCUCUGCUUCACGCUGGUUCACACCACCGCUCACAUCUUCAACUUCGUCCAGCUGUCAGAGGGCAGUGAGUACAGUCUGUGGGAGUACCUGCUGACCACUCGUCCGGGGAUCGGCUGGGUGAAGGGGACGGCCUCGGUGACCGGAGUCGUUCUGCAGGUGGUGAUCUGCCUCAUGGUUCUCUGCUCCAGCACGUUCGUCCGACGAAGCGGACACUUUGAGGUGUUUUACUGGUCUCACCUGUCCUUCGUCUGGGUCUGGUCCCUGCUCAUGGUUCACUGUGCAAACUUCUGGAAGUGGUUCGUGGUCCCAGGUCUGGUUUUCCUCCUGGAGAAGAUCGUGGGCAUCGCUGUUUCUCGUAUGGGAGGUCUUUACAUCGUGGAGGUCAACCUGCUGCCGUCAAAGGUGACUCACCUGGUGAUCAAACGUCCUCAGUUCUUCCAUUUCAAACCUGGAGAUUACGUCUACAUCAACAUCCCCGUGAUCGCCAAGUACGAGUGGCAUCCGUUCACCAUCAGCAGCGCUCCAGAACAGUCAGAUUCUCUGUGGCUUCACGUGCGCUCGAUGGGUCAGUGGACGAACCGACUGUACGAGUACUUCAGACAACCAGAGAGUCAGACGGUCAGUCACAAGAGACUGGCCACGAGUCUGAGGGACCGUAGACAGCUGAUGAAGGCCCAGGAGGAGUUGUUCAGCUCCUCAGACUGUAACACCGCCGUAGCGUCUAACGAGGACGACGCCAUCGAGCUGACCAUGUACCGACAGAACGGCUCCCGGUCCUGCGUGACCCCGGUGGAGCCUCCUCUGGACGAGCUGGGGCCGGCAGAAAGAGGAGAGGCUCCUCCGCUCAGAGAGGUUUCUGCCAAGUUUGGUGAAAACCACCGGUUCUGUAACAUCAAGUGUUACGUAGACGGACCGUACGGGACUCCCACCAGACAGAUCUUUGCCUCUGAACACGCCGUCCUGAUCGGAGCCGGUAUCGGGAUCACGCCCUUCGCCUCCAUCCUGCAGAGCAUCAUGUACCGAUACCGCCGGAGGAAGCAGAACUGUCCCAACUGUAACUACUCCUGGUGUGAAAACAUCAAAGACAGCGACAUGAAGCUUCGCAAAGUGGACUUCAUCUGGAUCAACAGAGACCAGAAGUCAUUUGAAUGGUUUGUGAGUUUACUGACUAAACUGGAGAUGGACCAGGCUGAUGAGGAGCCAGAAGGCCGCUUCCUGGAGAUGCACAUGUACAUGACGUCAGCUCUCAGUAAGAACGACAUGAAGGCCAUCGGCCUGCAGAUGGCGCUGGACCUGCUGGCCAAGAAGGAGAAGAGAGACUCCAUCACUGGACUGAGGACCAGGACCCAACCUGGAAGACCUGAGUGGGGGAAGGUGUUUCAGAAGGUGUCUGAGGAGAAUAAAGGGAAGGUCCACGUGUUUUACUGCGGCUCUCCUGCUCUGGCUAAAGUCAUCAAAGCUCAGUGUGAACACUUCGGCUUCAACUUCUACAAGGAAAACUUCUGAGGAGGUUUCCUGCUGUUCAACACACAACUCCUGCUGUGCCAUCCUCUGUGUGUGUGUGUGUGUGUGUGUGUGUGUGUGUGUGUGUGUGUGUGUGUGUGUGUGUGAGACUCCUGGUUUUCUCCAUAACGACCGUCUGUGUUGUGUUUCCUCCUCAGUUUGUUGGACAGUCUGACAUUUGUGUUAGUUCUUCUCAUAUAUGCACUGUGUGGUUUCAUGGUUUUCCUGGUGACACAUCGUCUUAUAUAACCAACCUGUGUAGGUCUUUAAUGACUCGUUUCUGUCUGAAUAUAGAACAUCUAUCAGAUUGUUUCUCUUCUCAUUAAAGGAAAGUCUCCUCUGAUCUCUUCAUUGAUCCAAUCAGUUUCUUACAUUCAGCACAGAAACAACAGAAACUGCAUCUAGAGUCGAUGAAGCAGCUGUGAGGCUGUAAUAAAUAAGAAUAAUAAAUAAAACUGUUGGAUGGUUUAUUCAACAGCAACAACACAAUACACAGUGAUUUACAUGAGACAUAACAAGAGACACAAACUGUUUGAAAAGUCACAGAAAUUUAAAAAGAGCUGUUCACAGUUUGUACCUUUUAAACCGUUUCACAUUUUGUUUGUGGAAGAGAUCUGUGAGGAACUUUCCAAAUAUAUCUGAGACUAAAACAGAAAUAUCAUCAGAAUCACACCAUCAAACAUCAUGUGUUGUGGUAAUAACUGGUGGAAAGCAGUUUUCCAUUUUCUGCUGCUUCAUAUUUAAACUCACCUCAGAGGUAAAUAUUGUACAUUUAUCACAGUGACUCUGCAGAUUCACAGCACUGAAACAAAACUUGAUUAACAUGUAAAUAACGAUGAAACUGCUCGGCAGUGUGAGAAUAGUUAGAAUCAGCUUCACCAUCACCAACAUGAAAGUGAUGAACAUGUUAAUGCAUCAAUGAUCAGAAUACAAAAAAGAAAAAAAACAUUUUAAAAAUGUUCUUCUUUUUCUGUUUUUCCUUUUUUUUCAAUGAAUUUAAAACUUUAAAGUGAAAAGGUGUCAGUUGUUUUUAGUCCCAUGUCUGUCUGUCUGUCUGUGAUGCUUUAGUGGUAGAUAACAAUUAAACUAAAUACAUUUAUUAAACCAAAAGGUUUUGUAAAUCACAAAGUAUAAUAAUAAUCAUACAUACAUUCAUAUUCUGUAUAUUAUUCAUAUUAUUACUAUUACUGUUCAUUGAUUACUUUUACUUUUGCUACUGAAGUAUAUAUUUUGCCAUUACUUCUGUACUUUUACUGAAGUAACGUCUUGAAUGCUGUUACAGAGUAUUUCUGUUCUGUGGUAUUAGUACUACGAAGUACAACAUGUGAGUACUUCUUCCACCACUUGAAGUAUUAGUACCUAUUACUGUUAUUUGAGGCUGUGACUGGUGGCUAAUUUUCCUCUGACAUAAUCAGCUGUUUACAUCAUCAAUAAAACAUCCUUGGUUUCCAUGGCAACCACCGCGUUCAUUUCCUGAAAUGGCUUCAAUGGAAGUGAAGUUAAUAAUGUUUUAGUUCGUGAUGGUUUCAGUGAAUAUCUUUAAACUGAUAAA
Lates calcarifer (barramundi perch) is the source of this 4206-nucleotide messenger RNA. RefSeq names its product NADPH oxidase, EF-hand calcium binding domain 5 (gene nox5). The transcript is spliced from 18 exons. The record is from RefSeq and is a predicted model, not a curated record. NCBI's taxonomy places the organism in Eukaryota, Metazoa, Chordata, Actinopteri, Centropomidae. The coding region runs from base 324 to 2657 and encodes 777 amino acids. Gene Ontology annotation, biological process: defense response; superoxide anion generation. Gene Ontology annotation, cellular component: NADPH oxidase complex; plasma membrane. Gene Ontology annotation, molecular function: calcium ion binding; superoxide-generating NAD(P)H oxidase activity.